AUGGUCCACAAUACUUCCAGUCGCGACAAUGCGUCGCCAUCGACUCAGAACAAUGGCCGCCGUCUGCGGAAUCGCGCCAUCCUCGUCGCUCUCGUCCUUGGAAGCACCUUGCUCGGUAUGGUGAUGCACUCCCAUAUGCCUGCUCAAGUCCAGAAUAUCGAACGCCGAGACGUCUUCGAAGACCUUGACGCGCGAUCGAACUCCCACUUGAAGCAAUGCCCCUCCUUCAAACCUCUCGCAGCUAAACCUCCGGCACCGGUGAACGUCUGGGCACCUCUGUCUGUCGAGGAGAUCAGCGACGUCUACAAAUAUCUCAAAUCGCCCUCGAGAUCUUUGAACUUAACUUUGAAGGGCGCUACUCCCAGCGACAACAGCGUCUUCCUCAUCGAAGCCCUUCGUCCUGCGAAAGCUGACGCUCUCAAAUACCUGGCGAAACCGAAUCACGUCAAAGCUCCAGACAGAUAUGCUCGAGUUGUUCUGCAUCACGGCGCGCAAGAGCGCCCUGUAGUCAAAGACUAUAUUAUUGGCCCGUUGCCCAUCAGCAAACGAACUACCAUGAAGGAACGGACUGGCGUAUAUCAUCGCGACGACAUUCCCUAUGAAGCCCGCGUCAUUAGCUACGGUGCAGAACUCGGUGCUAUGACGACGCAGCUCAUGCCACCUCUUGCUGAGGCCAUGCAGGCUCUUUUGGGUGGUGUUGGUGUUGGACUGGCGAACGAUACUAUCACAGCUGAAAUCAAUGGACCAUGGAGUAUCGAUGGCUCUUUCCGUCGUGCUUGGCUCUUCUGGAAACGUUCCGUACCAGGCCAAUUCAUGUUCCCAUUAAACUUGUUUAUGUAUGUCGAUAUGUCUGGAACCGACGUUUCGCAGUGGAAGACCCUGAAGAUUAUCUAUGAGGGGCGAUCCUUCACUUCGACAGAAGCCUUCCUUGAGGCCUUCCGCAAUGGCGAGCUCAAACCGCAACCUAAGGAAGUGACUGAUGGUCCUACCUCUUGGGGAACUCGCGCCCGGCCUCAUCCGGACCUGAAGCUCGACUUGGACCACCUGCCAGGACCCCGUACUGUGCCUUUUGCUGGGUUGCGUUUCCGUGUCGAUGAGAAGCGUAGAUACAUCAGCUGGAUGGGAUGGGGGAUGUACCUUGGAUUCGACAGAGAGAUGGGCAUGAGUCUUUGGGACAUUCGCUUCCGCAACGAGAGAAUCAUCUACGAGCUCUCCCCCCAAGACGCCCUUGCGCAAUACUCUGGCGCAAAUCCAUUCUCGGCAUCUACUGCAUGGCUUGAUCGAUGGUAUGGCAUGGGUCAAACUGUGCGACCUCUCAUGCCUCUGUACGAUUGCCCUGCUGGAUCGGUCUACUUGCCUGCAACUAUCUUCGAUGGCGAAGGCGUCACGAAAGUGACACCGAGAGCCACUUGUAUAUUCGAAAUGGACACAAAUCGCCCCAUCACGCGGCACGCUGGCUGGGGUGUUGGUGAUUGGGGUGCAGUGAAGGGCUACGUCUUGGUGGUUCGUUCUAUCUCCACUGUUGGAAACUACGACUAUUGUCAACAGUGGGAUUAUACCUUCGGAUUGGACGGUUCUAUCGAAGUGCGGGUCUCUGCUUCGGGAUACGUACAAGCCUCGCCGCCUACGCCCGAGGAAGAACCAUACUCUGGGAAGAUAUUCCGUACCUCGAGGGGAGCCCUCCAUGACCACGUCGUCAACUUCAAGGUCGAUCUAGACAUUCUUGGUACUGCUAACUCCUUCCUCAAGACUUCGAUGGCUCAAGAGGAGGUCACUCAGCCGUGGUUCGACGAUGAGUGGGGUACCACUGGCAUCCAACAAAGAGUAUCGCGAGACUAUAUUCAAACCGAGGCUGAUUCCCGAGUCAACUACCCGGCAAACUUCCAAGGAGGUUAUUCCAUCGUUAACAAGGACAAGCACAACGACUUCGGUACAGUACGAGGAUACACGAUAAUGGCCGGGCCCAAUCCUAUCCACGCGGCCGUCACUGGAUCUCCACGAGCACUCCGCAAUGCGAACUGGGCCGGCCACAACAUAGCAGUCACUAAGCACAAGGACAACGAGCACUCCUCCAGCUCAAUGUGGAACCAACAUCUUCCUGGAAACCCCACAAUUAACUUCGACAACUUCUUUGACGGAGACAGUCUUGACCAGGAGGAUCUUGUCGCCUGGAUCAACGUCGGAACCCAUCACCUUCCUCAAGCCGAGGAUGCACCACACGUUAGGACUACGACUGCAACAACCAGCUUCACAAUCGCGCCUCACAAUUACUUCGACUCUGAUCCCUCCUUGGACUCGCUGAACGCUAUCAUCAUCAAUCAAUCGGGCGAUCCCAAAAAUCCCCUAAUAUAUGAGGAUUAUGGUGUCGACCAAUCCAUGACUUGCAUUCCCGAGAAGCCAAAGCCGUUCGAGUAUACCAAUCCUCAGGAGUACGACGCAGAUAGCAAAGCCGAGCUUCGUAGAUCCUUCUUCGAGAAGCGAGGUGGAUUUGCCGCAGGAAGGGGCGACCUAUAA
This is a messenger RNA of Pleurotus ostreatus (oyster mushroom), 2514 nucleotides long. RefSeq lists its product as uncharacterized. Gene Ontology annotation, cellular component: plasma membrane. The record is from RefSeq and is a predicted model, not a curated record. Gene Ontology annotation, molecular function: quinone binding; copper ion binding; primary methylamine oxidase activity. Gene Ontology annotation, biological process: amine metabolic process. Bases 1 to 2514 code for a protein of 837 amino acids. Lineage: Eukaryota; Fungi; Basidiomycota; Agaricomycetes; Agaricales; Pleurotaceae. The transcript is spliced from 12 exons.